CAUACAUGGAAACGACAUUGGAUUUUCAAAAUCUUUGUUGGAAGUUUCCUGUAGAUGGGUAAACUUAACCAAUCCAACUGGGCACUCUGACAAGGUUGACUUCAUGCCUAUUGAAGUUCCCACAAACACUAUGUGUUUUCUCAUCUUUCUUCCUCUAACUAAUGGAUUGGUUGGAAUGACUGCACAAAACACGCCAACUGUUAGGGGAUUUCUCAGAAAUGUCUUCAAACAAAUGGUUAAAUUUGGCUUCUCUUACAUUUGUCUUAUCACAGGUAUUGUUAUUGCAAUUACGUCCCCUCAUAAUGUGGAGAAAUUGUCAUCCUUUGAAGACAUGAUAAAGAUGCUCGAAACAGUGCUAACAUUGAUGUGUGGGGUUUACAUAUACUAUUUGGUUAUGAAUUGUACUUGGGGCGCCGUGAGCAUACCAAAGACAUUAGCCUUGACAGCAGCAGUCACGGUUAUCUACCCAUGUAUGCACUAUGUAAUCUACGAAUACUGGACAAAAGAAAAGCAUAUUCACGAUCACGAAUUUGUGAUUCUUGGCCAUGCCUCAACACCCUCGAGUAUUUACAUUCAAAUCUAUAUUCUGAAACAUAUCAGAUGUCCAACAAACUACAUUGCUGCUUUUCUACUGACUAAUGUGUUUGGGGGGAUUUUUAUGUAUGCUUUUGUCAUUGUCAAGGAAUUGUUUCAAACUUACGGUCAUAAAGACAACAUCUCUCCUGUUGAUUUUUAUUUGGCGAAAGAUCAAUGGGAGUUUGAGCUAACAAGUGCAUUAUUUCUGGCAGUAUUUGCUAUGUUGAUUUAUGCAAGACUGCACCAAACAUCAGUGCUCCGAAAAAUCAUUUUCAUCACACUAUUGGUGGAAUUAAUUGCUAAUGUAGUGUCUCUAGCUGGAUAUUUGGCAGAUACAGACAAAUCACCUAUUCUUCCUAUGAUUCUAUCUGCAAUCAUCAUGGUGGAUCAUUUAGGUGUGACAGCAUUGACUGUUUUGCUUUUUGUAUACAAGUACCACCCAUUUGUUAGAAGAAAAUGGAAAGCAUUGGUCACAUUUAUUUUUAUGGCAGCAAUAUUUAUUCCAAUGAUACUCUAUACUGGGACUUAUCUCUACUUUGAGAAAUCAAUCAAUGAUCAUUCUCUCUCCUUCAACAACAAAAGCAUAUACUUCUAUUUGGAUCUAAGAUAUAAGAACGAUACGAGUGAUUUAAACAUAAGCCAUCCCAUUGGGGUAAUAUCAUACACAGCUAUAAAUGCUAUCGCUAUAUGUAUCUACGUAGCUGCAUGCUGUGCUGCACAUUACAGUAGAGAAAGAAGUACUGACAAUGAGGACCUUGUUGAAACUAUUGAGGAUUCUGAGGACAAAGAGAAAUACACAGCCUGUAAAGUAUUAUUUAGCUACCAAUUUUGUGUCAUUGUUAUGGGGAUCGCCUUUGGCAUCAGAAACAUCAAAUACACAAAAAGCUGGCAGGAGAGCAAUUCAAAAUGGAUAGAUUAUUCUAUGGAAUUUAUUGAACUUUCAAGUUUGAUUCUUGCAGAUCUUGCUGGAACUGCUAUGACUCUGAUAUUUUGUAUAAGCCCAGGAAAUAUGGAGAAUGAAAUUAAGCGCUUCCUACACAUUCCAAUGAAGAUCAGAGCAUAUCUAACAAGUUGGGUGUACGGAUAUGGACAGCUCACUGGAUUUAACUAA
Bolinopsis microptera is the source of this 1687-nucleotide messenger RNA. RefSeq lists its product as uncharacterized. Lineage: Eukaryota; Metazoa; Ctenophora; Tentaculata; Lobata; Bolinopsidae. The coding region runs from base 104 to 1687 and encodes 527 amino acids. The record is from RefSeq and is a predicted model, not a curated record. The transcript is spliced from 14 exons.